This is a messenger RNA of Closterium sp. NIES-65, 999 nucleotides long. The record is from the annotation of a GenBank genome assembly. Lineage: Eukaryota; Viridiplantae; Streptophyta; Zygnematophyceae; Desmidiales; Closteriaceae.
AUGAAGGACGCGCUAAUUCUCAAGGGCGACGAGCCACUGCGUCCGGUGGAUGCGGACAGCAAACCAUCGACCGCAGCUCAUGGUGUGGCAAUGGGGCCCAACCUGAUGAUGAGCGAGCUCGGUAAAAUGGUGGAUGCGGCGGUCUCUGCGUCGCUGGUUAAGGCCACAAGCGAGGGCCGUUUCCUUGUGACUCUGCCAGACGACGUACUGCAAACCGUGGAGAAGGCUGUUAAGAAAGGCAUAGACGCGGCUGUAGCAUCGAUCCGACAAGAGAUCUCCACCGGAUUCAAAGUCCUCAAAACAGAGGUUUUGAAGCUUAUCGAGGAAAAGCUGAAUGCUUCUGGCGUGGUUGUCCCGCCUACGGAAGGCGAGAAGCGGCCGCCUCCAGUUUGCGCAGAGCCUCCAUCUGGACACGAGAGGCAGACCAAGAGAGAUGACGAGUCACCUGGGUCGUCACUGAGAGCGGCAGAACAUGUACUGUCCAAGUGGGAGUUUGGCGAAGAGGCCGAUGCUGUGCCCGAUGGCUCUGAGAAGGUCAUGGAGGCGGCGGCACCAAACGUGCCAGUGACCGGCUUGGAUGGGGGAAAACGGCCACCGAGCCCCACAAAGCAGACGGAAACAACCCCGCCGGCCAAGAUUCCGCGAGCAGCAAAUGACGCCGAUAAGCAAGGGGAACAUAAGCUGACAUUGGAUGGAGUAAUGCGCUACCUGCAAGCGAAUAUGCCUGACUGGAACGAGGAAGAAGAUGACGACCCUAUCGGGAACAUCCCGAAAGUAGACGGGGCGCAGCAGACUCAAGCAGUGCCCGAAAUUUCGGAGGAAAAGGAUGGUAAGCAUGUUGAGGUACAGGACCAUUCCAACAUCGUCCCCGACAAGUUGGGCAAAAAGUUUGGGACGGACGUCGAGAAGUGGCAUGUAGAGCUCGCGCUAGCGAAGCGAAUUCCAACUGGCGUUUGGAGCGUGAUGAACGAGCUCACGCUCGACCGCUACGACAAGUAA